This is a messenger RNA of Metschnikowia bicuspidata var. bicuspidata NRRL YB-4993, 744 nucleotides long. Its product is annotated as Golgi transport complex subunit. The transcript has a single exon. Lineage: Eukaryota; Fungi; Ascomycota; Pichiomycetes; Serinales; Metschnikowiaceae. The record is from RefSeq and is a predicted model, not a curated record. Bases 1 to 744 code for a protein of 247 amino acids.
AUGACCGAGGCUUCCACUGAUGAUACGCUUCAAAUGUUCUUCAAUGAGGAAUUCAGUCCGGCUAGCUACGUGGAUGCAUUGUACCUGCUGAUCUCGGGACAUACUGACCGCUACUCCACGCAGAAAUUAGGCACAAUCAACACCAAGACCCAAGAGCUCUUGACGCAUUUGGACUACAACACAAGCGAGCUUUUGCACGAACUUGAAAAGAAAAUGGAACUAUUGAAAAAACUGCUGAGCCCCAUCGGCGUGUCCGAGUAUGUGCUGGCAGAAGAAAGCUUAGGGACGGCCGGCUCCGAUACCUCUCGUCUUCAAUACUAUGUGGCCUCUUUGAAGAAUGCCGUAGAAACACUCAGUGCAGAUGUUGCAGCCGUGAAACAUGAAGCCGGAAAACCGGCAAUAGAUGAGUCCCUGGAAGCCGGCCACGCCGAUCCUGUUGACGCCUUGAUUCUGUUGAAACAGGUGAAGGCCCGCAUACUAGCAGUAUAUCACGUGAUCCAGAAUGCCCAGCGAACCGUCAGCAAGCCAACAGAGUCGGUGAUUUUGGACGAUGAGUUUCUGGCCACGUUGCUGCUGCUACACGAAAGCUUAAGAAGCAGACUACGCGAAGGCGGCGACGAAGAACGCGCAGAAGUAUCCGACACUGUGAGGGAGCUACGCUCAUGGGUACCUAUGUUCCAGCCGUUCACGAGAUUCGGGCCCCCCUUCGUCAAGUUCGUCGUCAAGAUGGAAAAUGAGCUAUAA